This is a messenger RNA of Nerophis ophidion (straightnose pipefish), 2855 nucleotides long. RefSeq names its product zinc finger protein 664-like. Gene Ontology annotation, biological process: regulation of transcription by RNA polymerase II. Gene Ontology annotation, molecular function: DNA-binding transcription factor activity; RNA polymerase II cis-regulatory region sequence-specific DNA binding. Bases 97 to 1305 code for a protein of 402 amino acids. The record is from RefSeq and is a predicted model, not a curated record. Lineage: Eukaryota; Metazoa; Chordata; Actinopteri; Syngnathiformes; Syngnathidae. The transcript has 2 exons.
CACCAAGGAGGGAAAGAAGGCGGAAGUUAGCAAGACGACCGUGAAUGAAAACGCCCGCUUGCCCGAUUUUUAAUCGAGUAAAAACAUUUAAAAAAAAUGUUAAAAGUGUUGGUCAAGGAACGACUAAUGGCGGCAGCGGAUGAAAUAUUCGCUCUGUUUGGAAAAACGAUCUCUUCGUACGAGGAGGAACUUUCCAGAACCAAAGAGGAGAACGAGCGCCGUCGACAACACCUAGAAGCUGUUUGCAAGAGUGGAAUUGUGCUACAAUUUGAGGACGUCCAGCAGCUGUUUGGUCUUCAGCCGCAAGCGGUGAGCUCCACUUUAAUGGAGGGGGAUCCAAAGCCCUCCUACAUUAAAGAAGAAGAGGAGGAACUCUGGAUCACUCAGAAGGGCGAGCGUCUUCUAGAGCAGGAGAAGGCUGAUCUCAUCAAGUUUCCACUGACUGGUGUCUCUGUGAAGACAGAAGACCACACAGACAAACCACCUGGGUCCUCAGAGCUUCAUUACAAACCAAGCAAAAGAAGCUUGUCGCAACACCUGACAGCAGAAGUCCACGGAGACCACAGUGGAGGAUCACAAGCAGACCACCUCUUAGCUCCACUAUCAGAUAGUGAUGAGACCAAGUCACACUGCCCUGAGGAUGAAGACAGAAAUGAUGCCCAAGAACCUUUGAGCAGUGAUACAGACUGUGAAGAUGAUAUUUGGACUCAAACUGACAAAAAGCAAUCGGAAUGCUCCAACAAGAAGACGGUUAAAGAACAAUGGGCUUGCUCCAUGUGUGAUAAAAGCUUCACUCAGAAGUGCAAUUUGACCCAACAUAUGCGGACACACACCGGAGAAAAACCUUUCAUUUGCUCAGUUUGCGGUAAAGGAUUCUCCCAGAAAGGCGCAAUGGUAGUACACAUGAGGAGACACACAGGAGAGAAACCCUUCAAGUGUUCAAUUUGCGACCAAAGAUUCUCUCGCAAAGUCAACGUGGUUACGCACAUGAGAACGCACACGGGAGAAAGACCCUUCAGGUGCUUAGUCUGCGAUAAAAGCUUUUCCCAAGACGCCACGUUUCGCUCGCACAUGCGAACGCACACCGGGGAGAGACCCUUCAGCUGUUUGAUUUGCGAUAAAAGAUUUGCUCGAAAGCUAACCAUGGUCUCACAUAUGAGAACGCACACGGGAGAAAAACCUUUUAGUUGUUCAUUUUGCGAUAAAAAAUUCUCUCAAAAGUCCAAAAUGGUAAUACACAUGAGAACACACGCAGGAGAACACGUGUUUCAAGAAGGGUUGGGGUCAGCUUUAGAUAAAGAAUAACAUUUUUAAAAUUGGUGCUUCAACGAUCAGUCGGCCGACACGUAUGAUUGAUUUUUAGUAUUUCAACUAAGGAAACUCCUAUUGAUCUUUUUGACAUUUUUCAUGGUAAUAAUAUUCAAAAGUCAAUACCCAGAGCAGGCUUAACUAUAUUAAAUAAUGUAACCUUACCAACCACAGCCAUUGGAUUUUAAUAUUUUGGAGGGCGAGGACCAAUGGUGUAAAUGGCAGCCCUCAUAUGUGAUGCAUUUAUUGAAGGAAAAUUGAAAGAAUUAUUAUAUAAAUGGUGGAAUAUUUUUUUUUUUUUUGUCCAACGAAUUUUGACCCUAACUUCAGUCAAUUUUUUUUAGGGAUGUAAAGAUUGCUCGUAAAUUGCUGAUGGUUCAUACGACCGUUUUAAAUUUUAAUUUGCAUACAGUCGGGAUUGAGUACCGCACAUUUGAAAAAUGUAUGGCGAUUUCGCUCAUUUCCUGGAACUAACUGCAAACUAGCUUAAUUGCCAAUGACCUAUUGUUAAGCACAUUCGACGAUACCAUUAUCCAUCCAUCCAUCCAUUUUCUACCGCUUAUUCCCUUUUGGGGUCCAUAUUUGUAAUCAUUUUGGCUGCAAUAAGAUGAUAUGAAAUGUUCAUAUUGUUACAUCCAUAGUGUUUACUUCAGUUGUCCCUAACCUUUUGGAGCCCAAGGACUGACCUCUGAAUAAGGUAAUAAAAGCUUAUAGGUUACACAGCUAACAACUAUAACCAUGGAAACAUAUUUUGCUUAUAUCGUUUCCUAGAAAUUGCUAGUAUUGUAUUUUUUUUGUUUGAGUUAAUCCUUUAAUCCAUUCUUAAAUUUAAUUUCAUAUAAAUAUAGGCUGUAGUUGUUUUUUCACUCUAAAUUUGUAUUUAUCCUAUCUUGUUGAGAAAAAUUGUUGUGCAUUAUUCAAUAUCAUGUUGUUCUUUGCUUUCUGCAUGAUUUGACCUAUUUUUUAAUUAUACUAGCUCUGAAAAUGUAUGUAUAAUAAUUGCGAUUUCCCGAAUCACAGGUAUGUGUUCUCUAUAACCAACAUUGUGGAUUAUCCUAACUCAACUUUUUUAUAGUGAAUGAGGUAUGCUCUUGUAGUUGUUUCCCCGUAUGUCCACAUAAUAUCGCAGACAUGCAUAAUGCCAUAAAACAAUAAAAAAAUAUAUAAAAAAAUUUUGGGGGGUUAAGGGUCUAUUUGAAAUUAUCCAGUAUUAGUUGUGUUCAUGAAGUUAUUGACUGUCUGAUGCUUUCCAGGCAGUGAUUUACUGUCGGUCACAUGACAUACUGUAUCGCACUUGUACCUGAACAUACCAGUUUAAUCCGAAUACAACUGUAAAGCAUUUACUUUGGAGUGUAGACCUAUUUGAUGAUUUCUGGCUUUUUUUUUGUCACUUUCAUGCUCUUCUCUGUUGAACUUCUGUUUCAGGAUGUAAAAGUGCAAUGUAUACUGUAUAUAUAAGUUGUAUCUGCCUAAGUAGCCCUCUACCUUUUAAAUCAAACUUGAAUUUAAUUUGAUGCAUGUUUUAUACUAAAAUUAUGAGAAAUACA